Molecule: messenger RNA, 221 nt
Organism: Phaethon lepturus (White-tailed tropicbird)
Lineage: Eukaryota; Metazoa; Chordata; Aves; Phaethontiformes; Phaethontidae
Product: homeobox protein Hox-A5
Exons: 1
Biological process (GO): regulation of transcription by RNA polymerase II; anterior/posterior pattern specification
Cellular component (GO): nucleus
Molecular function (GO): RNA polymerase II cis-regulatory region sequence-specific DNA binding; DNA-binding transcription factor activity, RNA polymerase II-specific
Source: RefSeq, a predicted model, not a curated record
AUGACUGGACCAGACGGGAAGAGGGCGAGGACAGCGUACACUCGCUACCAGACCCUGGAGUUGGAAAAGGAAUUCCACUUCAAUAGAUAUCUCACCCGCAGGAGGAGAAUAGAGAUCGCUCACGCUCUCUGCCUCUCCGAGCGCCAGAUCAAAAUCUGGUUCCAGAACAGGAGGAUGAAAUGGAAGAAGGAUAAUAAACUGAAAAGACUGGGCUUAGCCAC